Messenger RNA from Neogale vison (American mink), 8067 nucleotides. RefSeq names its product fatty acid synthase (gene FASN). Lineage: Eukaryota; Metazoa; Chordata; Mammalia; Carnivora; Mustelidae. The record is from RefSeq and is a predicted model, not a curated record. Bases 133 to 7698 code for a protein of 2521 amino acids. Gene Ontology annotation, biological process: fatty acid biosynthetic process. Gene Ontology annotation, molecular function: fatty acid synthase activity; phosphopantetheine binding; oxidoreductase activity. Gene Ontology annotation, cellular component: cytoplasm. The transcript has 42 exons.
GGCCGCGGUUAAAUAGAGUCGCGCCGGCCUAGAGGGAGCCAGAGAGACGGCAGCGGCCCGGCCUCCCCUCCGCCGCCCGCUCCAUCCUCGCUCCGCCGCCCGCUCCGCCGCCCGCGCCAGACCAGAACAGCCAUGGAGGAGGUGGUGAUCGCUGGCAUGUCCGGGAAGCUGCCCGAGUCGGACAACAUGCAGGAGUUCUGGACCAAUCUCAUCGGCGGCAUAGACAUGGUGACAGACGAUGACAGGAGGUGGAAGGCCGGGCUCUACGGCCUGCCCAGGCGGUCCGGCAAGCUGAAGGACCUGUCCAAGUUCGACGCCUCCUUCUUCGGGGUCCACCCAAAGCAGGCUCACACGAUGGACCCCCAACUGCGCUUGCUGCUGGAGGUCACCUACGAGGCCAUCUUGGAUGGAGGCAUCAACCCAGCGUCACUCCGAGGGACACACACCGGUGUCUGGGUGGGCGUGAGCGGCUCCGAGGCCUCGGAGGCCCUCAGCCGAGACCCCGAGACUCUCGUGGGCUACAGCAUGGUGGGCUGCCAGCGGGCCAUGAUGGCCAACCGUCUCUCCUUCUUCUUUGAUUUUAAAGGGCCCAGCAUUGCUCUGGACACGGCGUGCUCGUCCAGCCUCAUGGCUCUGCAGAACGCGUACCAGGCCAUCCACAGCGGGCAGUGCCCCAGUGCCAUCGUGGGCGGCAUCAACAUCCUGCUCAAGCCCAACACGUCCGUGCAGUUCAUGAAGCUGGGCAUGCUGAGCCCCGAGGGCGUCUGCAGGUCCUUCGAUGAGUCUGGGAGCGGCUAUUGCCGCUCAGAGGCCGUGGUGGUCAUGCUACUGACCAAGAAGUCCCUGGCCCGGCGCGUGUACGCCACCAUCCUGAAUGCCGGCACCAACACCGACGGCUGCAAGGAGCAAGGUGUGACCUUCCCCUCCGGGGAGGCGCAGGAGCAGCUCAUCCGCUCCCUGUACGAGCCAGCCGGGCUGGCCCCAGAGUCCCUGGAGUACAUUGAAGCCCAUGGCACGGGCACCAAGGUGGGUGACCCCCAGGAGCUGAAUGGCAUUGAUCGAGCCCUUUGCACCACCCGCCGGGACCCGCUGCUGAUCGGGUCCACAAAGUCGAACAUGGGGCACCCAGAGCCCGCCUCAGGGCUGGCGGCACUGGCCAAGGUGCUGCUGUCCCUGGAACACGGGCUCUGGGCCCCCAACCUCCACUUCUGCAGCCCGAACCCUGAGAUCCCCGCCCUCCGGGAAGGGCGGUUGCAGGUGGUGGACCGGCCCCUGCCUGUCCGCGGCGGCAUCGUGGCCAUCAACUCCUUCGGCUUCGGGGGCUCCAACGUGCACGUCGUCCUCAGACCCAACUCACGGCCGCCCUCGCCAUCCACCCCGCACAUCACUCUGCCCCGUCUGCUGCGGGCCAGCGGGCGCACUGCGGAGGCCGUGCGUUGCCUGCUGGAGCAGGGUCACCAGCACCACCGGGACCCGGCCUUCGUGAGCAUGCUCAACGACAUCGCGGGCAGCCCCCCCGCCUCCAUGCCCUUCCGGGGCUUCACGAUGCUGGGGGUGCAGGACGGCGGCCUGGAGGUGCAGGAGGUGCCGCAGCUGCCCCCCGGCCCGCGUCCGGUCUGGUUCAUCUGCUCCGGGAUGGGCGCGCAGUGGCACGGAAUGGGGUCGAGCCUCAUGCGCCUGCACGGCUUCCGGGAGUCCAUCCUGCGUUCCGACGAGGUCGUGAAGCCCCUGGGUCUGCAGGUGUCCGAGCUGCUCCUGAGCAAGGAUGAGGCCACCUUUGACGACCUCGUCCACGCCUUCGUCAGUCUCACGGCCAUCCAGAUCGCUCUCAUAGACCUGCUGACCUCAAUGGGCGUGCGGCCGGACGGCAUCAUUGGGCACUCCCUGGGGGAGGUGGCCUGCGGCUACGCCGAUGGCUGUCUCACUCGGGAGGAGACCAUCCUCACCGCCUACUGGCGGGGCCAGUGCAUCAAGGAGGCCAGCAUUCCUCCGGGAGCCAUGGCGGCCGUGGGCCUGUCCUGGGAGGAGUGUAAGCAGCGCUGCCCCCCCGGCAUCGUGCCCGCCUGCCACAACUCCGAAGACACGGUGACCAUCUCCGGACCACAGGCCGAGAUGGUCGCCUUCUUGGAGCAGCUGAAGAAGGAGGGUGUGUUUGCCAAGGAGGUGCGGACGGGCGGCAUGGCCUUCCACUCCUACUUCAUGGAGGCCAUUGCCCCCACGCUGCUGCAGGCGCUCAAGAAGGUGAUCCGGGAGCCUAGGCCCCGCUCAGCGCGCUGGCUCAGCACCUCCAUCCCCGAGGCCCAGUGGCAGGGCAGCCUGGCCCGCACGUCCUCGGCGGAGUACAGCGUCAACAACCUCGUGAGCCCGGUGCUGUUCCAGGAGGCGCUCUACCACGUGCCCGAGCACGCCGUGGUGCUGGAGAUCGCCCCCCACGCACUGCUGCAGGCCGUCCUGAAGAGAGGCCUCAAGUCUAGCUGCGCCAUCAUCCCCUUGAUGAAGAAGGACCAGACGGACAACCUGGAGUUCUUCCUCAGGAGCGUGGGCAGGCUGCACCUGCUGGGCAUUGAUGCCAACCCCAACGGCCUGUAUCCACCCAUGGAGGUCCCGGUGCCCCGGGGGACCCCCCUCAUCUCCCCCCACAUCAAGUGGGACCACAGUCAGACCUGGGACGUGCCUGCGGCCGGGGACUUCCCCAGCAGCUCCAGCGGCUCCUCCGCGGCCACUGUCUACAGCAUCGACACCAGUCCUGAGUCCCCCGACCACUACCUGGUGGACCACUGCAUCGACGGACGCGUACUCUUCCCCGCCACCGGCUACCUGUGCCUGGUCUGGAAGACGCUGGCGCGCUCCCUGAGCCAGAACAUGGACGACCUGCCUGUGGUGUUUGAGGGAGUGACGUUGCACCAAGCCACCAUCCUGCCCAAGACCGGGACCGUGGCUCUGGAAGUGCGGCUGCUGGAGGCUUCCCACACCUUCGAGGUGUCUGAGAACGGCAACCUGAUCGUGAGCGGGAAGGUGUACCAGUGGGAGGACCCCGACCCCAAGCUCUUCGACAGCCAGGAUGGCCCGGAUCCCACGGACCCCACGGACCCCACGGCUGCAUUCUGCCUGUCCCAGGGGGACGUGUAUAAGGAGCUGCGUCUGCGUGGCUAUGACUAUGGCCCCCAUUUCCAGGGUGUCCUGGAGGCCAACCUUGAAGGCAACACAGGCCAGCUGCUGUGGAAGGACAACUGGGUGACCUUCCUGGACGCCAUGCUGCAGCUCUCCAUCCUGGGGGCGGCCCAGCGCAGCCUGCGCCUGCCCACCCGCAUCACCUCCCUGCACAUCGACCCCGCCACGCACCGGCGGAAGGUGUACUCGCUCAAGGGCCAGGCCCAAGUGGCCGACGCGGUAGUGAGCAGCUGCCUGAAUAGCACGGUGGCCGGGGGCACCCACAUCUCGGGCCUGCAUGCCUCCGUGGCCCCGCGGCGGCAGCAGGAACAGCUGGCCCCCGUCCUGGAGAAGUUCUGCUUCACCCCACACGUGGAGGGGGGGCUCCUGGCCGGAGACACAGCCCUGCAGGAGGAGCUGCAGCUGUGCAGGGGGCUGGCACGGGCCCUGCAGACCAAGGUGGCCCAGCAGGGGCUGAAGAUGGUGGUGCCCGGACUGGACGGGGCUCAGGUCCCCCGGGAGCCGCCGCAGCAGGGCCUGCCGCAGCUGCUGGCUGCCGCCUGUCAGCUGCAGCUCAACGGGAGCCUGCAGAUGGAGCUGAGCCAGCUCCUGGCCCAACAGAGGUCCCUGCUGCACGAGGAUCCGCUGCUCUGCGGCCUGCUCGACGGCCCGGCGCUCAAGGCCUGCGUGGACACCUCCCUGGAGAACCUCACCGGCCCCCGCAUGCGCGUCGUCGAGGUGCUGGCUGGCGACGGCCGCCUCUACUCCCGCGUCCCACCGCUGCUCAGCACCCAGCCCAUGCUCCAGCUGGACUACACGGCCACAGACCGCCACCCGCAGGCCCUGGAGGCCGCCCAGGCCACGCUGCAGGAGUACGACCUGGCCCAGGAGCAGUGGGACCCUGCGGGCCCCGUCCCCAGCAGCCUGGGCCCGGCUGACCUGCUGGUGUGCAACUGUGCCGUGGCCACACUCCGUGACCCAGCCACGGCCCUCAGCAACAUGGCGGCCGCUCUCAAGGAGGGUGGCUUCCUGCUGCUACACACCCUGCUCAGAGGACACCCCCUGGGGGAGACCGUAGCCUUCCUCACCUGCCCGGAGCCGCAGCGAGGCCAGCAGAGCCUCCUGAGCCAGGAUGAGUGGGAGGGGCUGUUUGCCCAGGCGUCCCUGCACCUGGUGGCCCUGAAGAGGUCCUUCUACGGCUCCGCGCUCUUCCUGUGCCGCCGGCCGGCCCCGCAGGACAGCCCCAUCUUCCUGCCCGUGGAGGACACCAGCUUCCGCUGGGUGGACUCCCUGAAGAACGUCCUGGCAGACAACACCUCCCGACCCGUGUGGCUGACAGCCGUCAGCUGCCCCACCUCGGGCGUCGUGGGCAUGGUGAACUGUCUCCGCCGGGAGCCCGGCGGGCAGCGGGUUCGAUGCAUCCUGGUGUCCAACCUCAGCAGCACGUCCCCCACCCCCAAGAUGGACCCAGGCUCCUCGGAGCUGCAGAAGGUGUUACAGGGGGACCUCGUGAUGAAUGUCUACCGCGACGGGGCCUGGGGGGCCUUCCGCCAUUUCCCACUGGGGCAUGGCCUGCCGGAGGAGGAGACCGAGCACGCCUUUGUCAACGUUCUCACGCGGGGGGACCUCUCCUCCAUCCGCUGGGUCUGCUCACCCCUGCGCCACACCCAGCCCACUGACCCCAGUAUGCACCUCUGCACCGUCAACUACGCUUCCCUCAACUUCCGAGACAUCAUGCUGGCUACGGGCAAGCUGUCCCCCGACGCCAUCCCAGGGAAAUGGUCCUCCCGGGACUGUAUGCUGGGCAUGGAGUUCUCUGGCCGGGACGCCAGUGGCAAGCGCGUGAUGGGGCUCGUGCCGGCUGAAGGCCUGGCCACCUCCGUCCUGCUGUCGGAGGACUUCCUGUGGGAUGUGCCGUCCAGCUGGACCCUAGAGGAGGCCGCGUCCGUGCCUGUGGUGUACACCACCGCCUACUACUCGUUGAUCGUGCGGGGACGCAUGCAGCGCGGGGAGACAGUCCUCAUCCACUCGGGCUCCGGCGGCGUGGGCCAGGCCGCCAUCGCCAUCGCCCUGAGCCUGGGCUGCCGUGUCUUCACCACCGUGGGGUCCGCCGAGAAGCGGGCGUAUCUCCAGGCCAGGUUCCCCCAGCUCAGCGAGACCAGCUUUGCCAACUCCCGGGACACGUCCUUCGAACAGCACGUGCUGCGGCACACAGCCGGGAAGGGUGUCGACCUGGUUCUGAACUCUCUGGCGGAGGAGAAGCUGCAGGCCAGCGUGCGCUGCCUGGCCGUGCACGGCCGCUUCCUGGAGAUCGGCAAAUUCGACCUUUCCAACAACCACCAGCUGGGCAUGGCCGUCUUCCUGAAGAACGUGACCUUCCACGGCAUCCUGCUGGACUCGCUCCUGGACGACGUGAGCAGCGGCUGGCGGGAGGUGGCGACCCUGCUGCGGGCGGGCAUCCGGGACGGCGUGGUGCGGCCCCUCAAGUGCACCACGUUCCCCAAGCACCGGGUGGAGGACGCCUUCCGCUUCAUGGCCCAGGGGAAGCACAUCGGCAAAGUGGUGGUGCAGGUGCUCAAGGAGGAGCCAGAGGCAGGGCCACAGGUGCCCAGGCCCACGCUGAUGACCGCGGUGUCCAAGACCUUCUGCCCAGCCCACAAGAGCUACAUCAUCACAGGCGGCCUGGGCGGCUUCGGCCUGGAGCUGGCCCACUGGCUCGUGCUGCGCGGCGCCCAGAAGCUCGUGCUGACCUCUCGCUCCGGGAUCCGCACAGGCUACCAGGCCAAGCAAGUCCGCGAGUGGAGACGCCAGGGCGUGCAGGUCCUGGUGUCCACCAGCAACGCCAGCUCGCUCGACGGGGCCCGGAACCUCAUCGCGGAGGCCUCGCAGCUGGGGCCUGUGGGAGGCGUCUUCAACCUGGCCGUGGUCCUGAGAGACGCCGUGCUAGAGAAUCAGACUCCUGAGUUCUUCCAGGACGUCAACAAGCCCAAGUACAGUGGCACCGUGAACUUGGACAGGGUGACCCGGGCGGCGUGCCCCGAGCUGGACUACUUCGUGGCCUUCUCGUCCGUGAGCUGCGGGCGCGGCAACGCCGGCCAGACCAACUACGGCUUCGCGAACUCGACGAUGGAGCGCGUGUGCGAGAGGCGUCGCCAGGACGGGCUCCCAGGCCUCGCCGUGCAGUGGGGCGCCAUCGGAGACGUGGGCCUCAUCCUGGAGGCGAUGGGCUCCAACGACACGGUCAUCGGCGGGACGCUGCCUCAGCGGAUGAGCUCCUGCUUGGGGGUGCUGGAUCUCUUCCUGAGCCAGCCCUACCCCGUCCUGAGCAGCUUUGUGCUGGCUGAGAAGAAGACCGCCGCCCAGGGAGACCGCGACACCCAGCAGGACCUCAUGAAGGCCGUGGCCCACAUCCUGGGCAUCCGAGACAUGGCCACCGUCAACUUGGACAGCACGCUGGCAGACCUGGGCCUGGACUCGCUCAUGGGCGUCGAGGUGCGGCAGAUGCUGGAGCGUGAGCAUGACCUGUUGCUGUCCAUGCGGGACAUCCGGCAGCUCUCGCUCCGCAAGCUGCAGGAGCUUUCUUCAAAGGGCAGCCCGGCGAAAGAGCUGGCGGCCACCACGCCCAAGAACAGCAGCCCGGCCGGUCAGCAGGCCCAGCCGAACCUGAGCACCCUGCUGGUGAACCCGGAGGGCCCCACCUUGACGCGGCUCAACUCGGUGCAGAGCUCUGAGCGACCGCUGUUCCUGGUGCACCCCAUCGAGGGCUCCGUCACUGUGUUCCACAGCCUGGCUGCCAGGCUCAGCAUCCCCACCUACGGCCUGCAGUGCACCCGAGCCGCGCCCCUGGACAGCAUCCAGAGUCUGGCCGCCUACUACAUCGAGUGCAUCCGCCAAGUGCAGGCCGAGGGGCCCUACCGCAUCGCCGGCUACUCGUACGGGGCCUGCGUGGCCUUCGAGAUGUGCUCACAGCUGCAGGCCGCACAGCCCGGCCCUGCCCCCGCACACAACAGCCUCUUCCUGUUCGACGGCUCCCACUCCUACGUGCUGGCCUACACGCAGAGCUACCGCGCCAAGAUGACCCUGGGCUGCGAGGCGGAGGCUGAGGCCGAGGCCAUGUGCUUCUUUGUGCAGCAGUUCGUGGACGUGGAGCACGACAGGGUGCUCGAGGCACUGCUGCCCCUCCGGGGCCUGGAGGAGCGCGUGGCGGCCACCGUGGACCUCAUUGUGCGCAGCCACGCCGGCCUGGACCGCCGGCAGCUGAGCUUUGCCGCGCACUCCUUCUACCACAAGUUGCGUGCGGCGGAGCAGUACGCGCCGCGGGCCACCUACCACGGCAACGUGACGCUGCUGCGCGCCAAGACCAGUAGCCUGUACGGCGAGGGCCUGGGCGCCGACUACAACCUGUCCCAGGUGUGCGACGGCAAGGUGUCCGUGCACGUGGUCGAGGGUGACCACCGCACGCUGCUGGAGGGCAGCGGCCUGGAGUCCAUCCUCAGCAUCAUCCACAGCACCCUGGCCGAGCCCCGCGUCAGCGUGCGGGAGGGCUAGCCGCCCCCACGCCCCGGGGGACCGGGGUCCUGCCGGUGGGACCCCACCCGCAUCCCGGGCCCCCGCCGCCGCAGCCGCCGACUCGGAGACCUGCCGGGUCUGUGAAGGGUCGGCCGGCGGGCGGUGUGCCGUGUGGGGCCCGCGGGGGUCUGGCCCCCUCUCGUCCCUCCGGUUCUCCUAUUUAUUGCGUCGCUGGGGAGACGCCAGGGCCUCGUCCCCCCUGGGAAGGCGGGGGGGUGCAGGAGCCCCAGCCCUGGAGCCCCCAUGAUGCAGGGGCCUGUGGAAAGGAGCAGCCCAGGGCACGCGGGCACCCGGUCUGUGUUUGUCUGUAUUCGUUUUUCAAGAAACAUGAUCCAUGUUGCUGCUUGA